ACUUCCACAGACUGCUUGCUGAGCAACUUCUGGAUCGCAUAUAAUUAGAAAAAGGAUAAAUAUAAUUGAAUCAAUAUUGAGAGAAUGGGAAAUGGGAAACAGGUCAAAAUGAGCAAGAGACGCAUGAGCGUGGGUCAGCAAACAUGGGCUCUUCUCUGCAAGAACUGUCUCAAAAAAUGGAGAAUGAAAAGACAGACCUUGUUGGAAUGGCUCUUUUCAUUUCUUCUGGUACUGUUUCUGUACCUAUUUUUCUCCAAUUUACAUCAAGUUCAUGACACUCCUCAAAUGUCUUCAAUGGAUCUGGGACGUGUAGAUAGUUUUAAUGAUACUAAUUAUGUUAUUGCAUUUGCACCUGAAUCCAAAACUACCCAAGAGAUAAUGAACAAAGUGGCUUCAGCCCCAUUCCUAAAAGGAAGAACAAUCAUGGGGUGGCCUGAUGAAAAAAGCAUGGAUGAAUUGGAUUUGAACUAUUCAAUAGACGCAGUGAGAGUCAUCUUUACUGAUACCUUCUCCUACCAUUUGAAGUUUUCUUGGGGACAUAGAAUCCCCAUGAUGAAAGAGCACAGAGACCAUUCAGCUCACUGUCAAGCAGUGAAUGAAAAAAUGAAGUGUGAAGGUUCAGAGUUCUGGGAGAAAGGCUUUGUAGCUUUUCAAGCUGCCAUUAAUGCUGCUAUCAUAGAAAUCGCAACAAAUCAUUCAGUGAUGGAACAGCUGAUGUCAGUUACUGGUGUACAUAUGAAGAUAUUACCUUUUGUUGCCCAAGGAGGAGUUGCAACUGAUUUUUUCAUUUUCUUUUGCAUUAUUUCUUUUUCUACAUUUAUAUACUAUGUAUCAGUCAAUGUUACACAAGAAAGACAAUACAUUACGUCAUUGAUGACAAUGAUGGGACUCCGAGAGUCAGCAUUCUGGCUUUCCUGGGGUUUGAUGUAUGCUGGCUUCAUCCUUAUCAUGGCCACUUUAAUGGCUCUUAUUGUAAAAUCUGCACAAAUUGUCGUCCUGACUGGUUUUGUGAUGGUCUUCACCCUCUUUCUCCUCUAUGGCCUGUCUUUGAUAACUUUAGCUUUCCUGAUGAGUGUGUUGAUAAAGAAACCUUUCCUUACGGGCUUGGUUGUGUUUCUCCUUAUUGUCUUUUGGGGGAUCCUGGGAUUCCCAGCAUUGUAUACACGUCUUCCUGCAUUUUUGGAAUGGACUUUGUGUCUUCUUAGCCCCUUUGCCUUCACUGUUGGGAUGGCCCAGCUUAUACAUUUGGACUAUGAUGUGAAUUCUAAUGCCCACUUGGAUUCUUCACAAAAUCCAUACCUCAUAAUAGCUACUCUUUUCAUGUUGGUUUUUGACACCCUUCUGUAUUUGGUAUUGACAUUAUAUUUUGACAAAAUUUUGCCCGCUGAAUAUGGACAUCGAUGUUCUCCCUUGUUUUUCCUGAAAUCCUGUUUUUGGUUUCAACACGGAAGGGCUAAUCAUGUGGUCCUUGAGAAUGAAACAGAUUCUGAUCCUACACCUAAUGACUGUUUUGAACCAGUGUCUCCAGAAUUCUGUGGGAAAGAAGCCAUCAGAAUCAAAAAUCUUAAAAAAGAAUAUGCAGGGAAGUGUGAGAGAGUAGAAGCUUUGAAAGGUGUGGUGUUUGACAUAUAUGAAGGCCAGAUCACUGCCCUCCUUGGUCACAGUGGAGCUGGAAAAACUACCCUGUUAAACAUACUUAGUGGGUUGUCAGUUCCAACAUCAGGUUCAGUCACUGUCUAUAAUCACACACUUUCAAGAAUGGCUGAUAUAGAAAAUAUCAGCAAGUUCACUGGAUUUUGUCCACAAUCCAAUGUGCAAUUUGGAUUUCUCACUGUGAAAGAAAACCUCAGGCUGUUUGCUAAAAUAAAAGGGAUUUUGCCACAUGAAGUGGAGAAAGAGGUACAACGAGUUGUACAGGAAUUAGAAAUGGAAAAUAUUCAAGACAUCCUUGCUCAAAACUUAAGUGGUGGACAAAAUAGGAAACUAACUUUUGGGAUUGCCAUUUUAGGAGAUCCUCAAGUUUUGCUAUUGGAUGAACCGACUGCUGGAUUGGAUCCUCUUUCAAGGCACCGAAUAUGGAAUCUCCUGAAAGAGGGGAAAUCAGACAGAGUAAUUCUCUUCAGCACCCAGUUUAUAGAUGAGGCUGACAUUCUGGCGGACAGGAAGGUGUUCAUAUCCAAUGGGAAGCUGAAGUGUGCAGGCUCUUCUCUGUUCCUUAAGAAGAAAUGGGGCAUAGGCUACCAUUUAAGUUUGCAUCUGAAUGAAAGGUGUGAUCCAGAGAGUAUAACAUCACUGGUUAAGCAGCACAUCUCUGAUGCCAAAUUGACAGCACAAAGUGAAGAAAAACUUGUAUAUAUUUUGCCUUUGGAAAGGACAAACAAAUUUCCAGAACUUUACAGGGAUCUUGAUAGAUGUUCUAACCAAGGCAUUGAGGAUUAUGGUGUUUCCAUAACAACUUUGAAUGAGGUGUUUCUGAAAUUAGAAGGAAAAUCAACUAUUGAUGAAUCAGAUAUUGGAAUUUGGGGACAAUUACAAACUGAUGGGGCAAAAGAUAUAGGAAGCCUUGUUGAGCUGGAACAAGUUUUGUCUUCCUUCCACGAAACAAGGAAAACAAUCAGUGGCGUGGCGCUCUGGAGGCAGCAGGUCUGUGCAAUAGCAAAAGUUCGCUUCCUAAAGUUAAAGAAAGAAAGAAAAAGCCUGUGGACUAUAUUAUUGCUUUUUGGUAUUAGCUUUAUCCCUCAACUUUUGGAACAUCUAUUCUACGAGUCAUAUCAGAAAAGUUACCCGUGGGAACUGUCUCCAAAUACAUACUUCCUCUCACCAGGACAACAACCACAGGAUCCUCUGACCCAUUUACUGGUCAUCAAUAAGACAGGGUCAACCAUUGAUAACUUUUUACAUUCACUGAGGCGACAGAACAUAGCUAUAGAAGUGGAUGCCUUUGGAACUAGAAAUGGCACAGAUGACCCAUCUUACAAUGGUGCUAUCAUUGUGUCAGGUGAUGAAAAGGAUCACAGAUUUUCAAUAGCAUGUAAUACAAAACGGCUGAAUUGCUUUCCUGUCCUCCUGGAUGUCAUUAGCAAUGGACUACUUGGAAUUUUUAAUUCGUCAGAACACAUUCAGACUGACAGAAGCACAUUUUUUGAAGAGCAUAUGGAUUAUGAGUAUGGGUACCGAAGUAACACCUUCUUCUGGAUACCGAUGGCAGCCUCUUUCACUCCAUACAUUGCAAUGAGCAGCAUUGGUGACUACAAAAAAAAAGCUCAUUCCCAGCUACGGAUUUCAGGCCUCUACCCUUCUGCAUACUGGUUUGGCCAAGCACUGGUGGAUGUUUCCCUGUACUUUUUGAUCCUCCUGCUAAUGCAAAUAAUGGAUUAUAUUUUUAGCCCAGAGGAGAUUAUAUUUAUAAUUCAAAACCUGUUAAUUCAAAUCCUGUGUAGUAUUGGCUAUGUCUCAUCUCUUGUUUUCUUGACAUAUGUGAUUUCAUUCAUUUUUCGCAAUGGGAGAAAAAAUAGUGGCAUUUGGUCAUUUUUCUUCUUAAUUGUGGUCAUCUUCUCGAUAGUUGCUACUGAUCUAAAUGAAUAUGGAUUUCUAGGGCUAUUUUUUGGCACCAUGUUAAUACCUCCCUUCACAUUGAUUGGCUCUCUAUUCAUUUUUUCUGAGAUUUCUCCUGAUUCCAUGGAUUACUUAGGAGCUUCAGAAUCUGAAAUUGUAUACCUGGCACUGCUAAUACCUUACCUUCAUUUUCUCAUUUUUCUUUUCAUUCUGCGAUGCCUAGAAAUGAACUGCAGGAAGAAACUAAUGAGAAAGGAUCCUGUGUUCAGAAUUUCUCCAAGAAGCAACGCUAUUUUUCCAAACCCAGAAGAGCCUGAAGGAGAGGAGGAAGAUAUCCAGAUGGAAAGAAUGAGAACAGUGAAUGCUAUGGCUGUGCGAGACUUUGAUGAGACACCCGUCAUCAUUGCCAGCUGUCUACGGAAGGAAUAUGCAGGCAAAAAGAAAAAUUGCUUUUCUAAAAGGAAGAAAAAAAUUGCCACAAGAAAUGUCUCUUUUUGUGUUAAAAAAGGUGAAGUUAUAGGACUGUUAGGACACAAUGGAGCUGGUAAAAGUACAACUAUUAAGAUGAUAACUGGAGACACAAAACCAACUGCAGGACAGGUGAUUUUGAAAGGGAGCGGUGGAGGGGAACCCCUGGGCUUCCUGGGGUACUGCCCUCAGGAGAAUGCGCUGUGGCCCAACCUGACAGUGAGGCAGCACCUGGAGGUGUACGCUGCCGUGAAAGGUCUCAGGAAAGGGGACGCAAUGAUCGCCAUCACACGGUUAGUGGAUGCGCUCAAGCUGCAGGACCAGCUGAAGGCUCCCGUGAAGACCUUGUCAGAGGGAAUAAAGCGAAAGCUGUGCUUUGUGCUGAGCAUCCUGGGGAACCCGUCAGUGGUGCUUCUGGAUGAGCCGUCGACCGGGAUGGACCCCGAGGGGCAGCAGCAAAUGUGGCAGGUGAUUCGGGCCACCUUUAGAAACACGGAGAGGGGCGCCCUCCUGACCACCCACUACAUGGCAGAGGCUGAGGCGGUGUGUGACCGAGUGGCCAUCAUGGUGUCAGGAAGGCUGAGAUGUAUUGGUUCCAUCCAACACCUGAAAAGCAAAUUUGGCAAAGACUACCUGCUGGAGAUGAAGCUGAAGAACCUGGCACAAAUGGAGCCCCUCCAUGCAGAGAUCCUGAGGCUUUUCCCCCAGGCUGCUCAGCAGGAAAGGUUCUCCUCCCUGAUGGUCUAUAAGUUGCCUGUUGAGGAUGUGCGACCUUUAUCACAGGCUUUCUUCAAAUUAGAGAUAGUUAAACAGAGUUUCGACCUGGAGGAGUACAGCCUCUCACAGUCUACCCUGGAGCAGGUUUUCCUGGAGCUCUCCAAGGAGCAGGAGCUGGGUGAUCUUGAAGAGGACUUUGAUCCCUCGGUGAAGUGGAAACUCCUCCUGCAGGAAGAGCCUUAAAGCUCCAAAUACCCUAUAUCUUUCUUUAAUCCUGUGACUCUUUUAAAGAUAAUAUUUUAUAGCCUUAAUAUGCCUUAUAUCAGAGGUGGUACAAAAUGCAUUUGAAACUCAUGCAAUAAUUAUCCUCAGUAGUAUUUCUUACAGUGAGACAACAGGCGAUGUCAGUGAGGGCGAUCAUAGGGCAUAAGCCUAAGCCAUACCAUGCAGCCUUUGUGCCAGCAACCAAAUCCCAUGUUUCCUACUGUGUUAAGUUUAAAAAUGCAUUUAUUAUAGAAUUGUCUACAUUUCUGAGGAUGUCAUGGAGAAUGCUUAAUUUUCUUUCUCUGAACUUCAAAAUAUUAAAUAUUUUCUUAUUUAUUUUUUUGAUUAAAGUAUAAAUUAAGACACCCUAUUGACUUCCGGGUAAGGGGAGUCAAUUGAUUACCCAGCAGCACAGUAUUUGCUUUUUAUAAUUCCCUUUUUAAAUACUUGUUCUUAAUUCACUGGUUUUCCUUUUCUGUCAUUUUUCAGAGUUUAGAUUGUGAGUCCAUGUUUUGUCUGUUGUGCCUAUAAAGGAAAUUUGAAAUCUGUAUCAUUCUACUAUAAAGACACAUGCACACGUAUGUUUAUUGCAGCACUGUUUACAAUAGCAAAGACUUGGAACCAACCAAAAUACCCACAAAUGAUAGACCGGAUAAAGAAAACGUGACACAUAUACACCAUGGAAUACUAUGCAGCCAUAGAAAAGGAUGAGUUCAUAUUCUUCACAGGGACAUGGAUGAAGCUGGAAACCAUCAUCCUCAGCAAACUAACACAGGAACAGAAAACCAAACACCGCAUGUUCUCACUCAUAAGUGGGAAUUGAACAAUGAGAAUACAUGGACACAGGGAGGGGAACACCACACCCUGGGGCCUGUUGGGGGGAUGGGGGCUAGGGGAGGGAUAGCAUUAGGAGAAAUACCUGAUGUAGAUGAUGGGUUGAUGGGUGCAGCAAAGUACCAUGGCACAUGUAUACCUGUGUAACAAACCUGCACAUUCAGCACAUGUAUCCCAGAACUUAAAGUAUAAUAAAAAUAAAUAAAUAAUUUCAGUAAGAACCUGAUCAAGUUGAACAUGUAUAUAUAUGUUAUACACAAGUUUGAAACAUAUUUCUGUUUUUAUAUGUUUUCUUAUGAUGCAAGGGCAUACUCUUAUGCAAAUAAUUAAAACUUCAUAGGUCUUAAUUUCCCAUAUCUCUAUAUAUUAUUAUGACCUAUCCAACUGGUAACCCUAUGAACACCUUAAAAUAAACUUGUAUACUCUUAUUUAGGUGAGUUUUUCUUGUUAAUACUAUUAUUAUUGCUAUCUAAUUGAAUACUUGAAGGAAGUUGUGUGAAAGACCUUGGCUUUGAUUUUAGUUCUUAUAUUCUUCUAGUUUUUGAAAAUAAAACACUUCCAUCAACCCGUAA
Molecule: messenger RNA, 6410 nt
Organism: Homo sapiens (human)
Lineage: Eukaryota; Metazoa; Chordata; Mammalia; Primates; Hominidae
Gene: ABCA9
Product: ATP binding cassette subfamily A member 9
Exons: 39
Coding region: 85-4983 (1632 amino acids)
Biological process (GO): transmembrane transport
Cellular component (GO): plasma membrane; membrane
Molecular function (GO): ABC-type transporter activity; ATP hydrolysis activity; ATP binding
Source: RefSeq, a predicted model, not a curated record